GGCCUUAGUAACUUGAGUUGGGCUGAUUAUAAUCAUAUGACGGUUUUAGAAUCUUCAUAUUUUUCGCGGGAAAUGAUUUCUUCCAUAGCAGCAACCGGAGGACCAUCAACUUUCCGGCGAGAUCCCGAUCCAAACGCUCUCAGGCUAUCACGCCGGAAAACGUUCAUCUCUCUCCUACGAAACUGCAAGAACGUCGCUCAGGUUCCACCGAUACACGCCAAGAUCAUCCGAACCUUCCAUGGACAAGACGCUUUCGUUGUCUUCGAACUUAUCCGCAUCUGCUCCACUCUCGAUUCAAUCGACUACGCAUACGACGUGUUUCGUUACGUCUCCGACCCUAACGUGUAUCUCUACACCGCCAUGAUCGAUGGAUUCGUCUCAUCCAAUCGUUUCUCUGAUGGAGUUGCGUUGUAUCGUCGUAUGAUUGACGAUUCGAUCAUGCCUGAUAACUACGUGACCACCUCUGUUCUGAAAGCGUGUGAUUUGGAGGAGUGCAGAGAGGUUCACGGUCACGUUUUGAAACUCGGGUUCGGGUCUAGCAGAUCGGUGAGGCUAAAACUGAUGGAAGUCUACGGGAGAUAUGGAGAAUUGGCUGAUGCGAAGAAGGUGUUCGAUGAAAUGCCUGAGAGAGAUGAGGUUGCGGCGACGGUUAUGAUAAACUGUUAUUCUGAGAGUGGUUAUAUGAAAGAGGCGUUAGAGCUGUUCAAAGAUGUUAAGGUUAAAGAUACGGUUUGUUGGACUGCGAUGAUCGAUGGGUUGGUUAGAAACAAGGAGAUGAACAAAGCUUUGGAGCUUUUCAGGGAAAUGCAGAUGGAGAAUGUUAGUGUCAAUGAGUUUACAGCUGUCUGUGUUUUAUCUGCCUGCUCGGAUUUAGGUGCGUUGGAGCUCGGGCGUUGGGUACAUUCGUUUGUUGAGAGUCAAAGGAUAAAGCUUAGUAACUUCGUAGGCAAUGCUUUGAUUAAUAUGUACUCAAGGUGCGGUGAUAUCAAUGAAGCAAAGCGGGUUUUUAAAGAGAUGCGGGAUAAAGAUGCUGUUUCGUAUAACACGAUGAUCUCUGGACUAGCAAUGCACGGAGAAAGCUUUGAAGCCAUCAAGGAGUUUCGGGAUAUGGUGAACAGAGGGUUUAGGCCGAACCAGGUGUCUUUGGUUGCUCUUUUAAACGCAUGUAGCCAUGGAGGUUUGUUGGAUAUAGGGAUUGAGGUUUUUAAUUCUAUGGAGAGAGUUUUCGAUGUUGAACCGCAGAUUGAGCAUUACGGAUGUGUAGUCGAUCUUCUUGGUCGAGUCGGGAGACUAGAGGAAGCGUAUAGAUUCAUAGAAAACAUGCCGAUGGAACCGGAUCAUAUUAUGUUAGGAGCUCUUUUGAGUGCUUGUAAGAUCCAUGGAAACGUGGAACUCGGUGAGAAAGUGGCCAAGAGACUGAUAGAAUCUGAGGAGUCAGAUUCUGGGACGUACGUUCUACUAUCGAAUAUAUAUGCUUCAUCAGGGAAAUGGAAAGAAUCAAAUGAAAUCAGAGGAAGUAUGAGAGACUCAGGCAUUGACAAGGAACCUGGUUGCAGUACCAUAGAAGUGGACAACCAGAUCCAUGAGUUCCUUGUGGGAGAUACAACACACCCUGAGAAAGAAGCAAUUUAUCAGAGAUUACAAGAACUGAAUCGAGUUCUUAGGUUCGAUGAUGUUAUGUUGUAUAUCAAUGAUAUGUAGGUAACAAAAUACACAUUGUUCUCUCUGUUUUUCUAUGAAUGGUUUUAGCCAAAA
This is a messenger RNA of Brassica napus (rape), 1755 nucleotides long. RefSeq names its product putative pentatricopeptide repeat-containing protein At5g59200, chloroplastic. Bases 37 to 1701 code for a protein of 554 amino acids. Lineage: Eukaryota; Viridiplantae; Streptophyta; Magnoliopsida; Brassicales; Brassicaceae. Gene Ontology annotation, biological process: RNA modification. Gene Ontology annotation, molecular function: RNA binding; protein binding. The transcript has a single exon. The record is from RefSeq and is a predicted model, not a curated record.